AUGUCUCUUCCUUUGGAUUUGACAUCACAUCCUCAUAGACGUUUUAAUCCUCUGACGAAUUCCUGGGUAUUAUGUUCACCACACCGUACCAAACGUCCCUGGCAAGGACAGCUCGAAGUGUCACCAGCUAUUAACCUCCCAGAGUAUGAUCCAAAAUGCUACUUGUGUCCCGGGAACACACGAGCCCAAGGCGAAAAGAAUCCAAUGUACAAGGAAACAUUUUUAUUUGAAAAUGAUUUUGCGGCCGUCAAGAUUGAGAACGAUAUCGGAAGAAUGAAGCAAGCGGAUGAAAAGACGAAGGAUGAGGCAGAUGAAGCUUCUUCACUUUUCCUUGCCCACCGAGUUCAAGGUGUUUGUCAAGUAAUAUGCUAUUCACCACUACAUAAUGUGACGGUUGCAGAACUAUCCACCACUUGCAUACUUUCUAUAAUUACGACCUGGAUUGCCGAAACCCUCACGGCCCAAUCGCUCCCUUUUGUCAAAUACAUUCAAAUCUUUGAGAACAAAGGUUCGAUGAUGGGUUGUUCUAAUCCGCAUCCUCACGGUCAAAUCUGGUGCACCUCAGUUAUCCCAGAAGAGCCAGCUAAGGAGUUGGAUAGUAUGAAGAGGUACUAUAACAAAUGCAACAAAUGUCUGCUGUGUGAGUAUACGCGAAUGGAAUUGGAAAAGAAACUGGAGAGGAUUGUGUGUGAGAAUGCGUCUUUUGUGUGUCUAGUACCAUUCUGGGCCGUUUGGCCGUACGAGACUAUGAUAAUUUCCAAACGACACAUAACCUCGCUGGUAGACUUGACUCAAGAAGAGAAAAUUGCGUUAGCAGACAUAAUCGGGAAGAUAACGCGUAAAUAUGAUAAUGUAUUCGAAUCUUCUUUUCCGUAUUCGAUGGGGAUACAUCAGGCUCCUGUUGAUGGUGAGGAACAUGUGUGGGACUCACAUCUCCAUAUACAUUUUUAUCCUCCUUUGUUGAGAAAUCCUACCGUGAAGAAGUUUUUGGUUGGAUUUGAAAUGCUUGGUGAGCCACAGCGUGAUUUGACACCCGAGCAGGCAGCUUCCAGGCUACAGCAAUGCUCGGAAACGCAUUACAAGAUGAAAUCGACAUAG
Paraglomus occultum is the source of this 1098-nucleotide messenger RNA. Lineage: Eukaryota; Fungi; Glomeromycota; Glomeromycetes; Paraglomerales; Paraglomeraceae. The record is from the annotation of a GenBank genome assembly.